AUGGCCGCUACCACCACUAAUGCACCGGGCUGGGCCUUUGGGAACGCAGUCCUCGUGACAAUCGAUAUAGAGAUCCAUUGUCGCAAACACUACCCGAAAGUUGGGUCUCCACAGGAUCGUGUCUCCGAGGUUGGGGUUGCCUCAUUCGACCCCCAUCGCGUUCGCUUCGCAGAUGCCGGGGAUCGGGCCAAAAACACGUGGGGCUCGAUCAAAGCCUGCAACUUUGCCAUCACUGAGAACACACAUAUUCUCGGUGAAGGAUCGCAUGCCCGGCACUGCCGAGACCGGCACUGGGCGCUCGGCCCCGAUGCCGGCGUCAAAGCGACAGACUUCGACUUUGGCAAGCUGUACAACGUCUCCCGGGUCCACGUGAAGAAGGCCUUUGUGAACAAGAUCCGCACCCUACUAGGCGACCAUCCCCCCUUCAAGACAGACACCCCCUACCACAACAAUCGCGAGGUCGUGUUCCUCUUCUUCGAUCAGCACAAUGAUCUCCGCUGGCUCCAGAGCCUGGAUAUUAACCUCUUGGUCGAGUUCCCGAACUCGCGCAUCGUCGAUAUCCAACGCGGACCUCUUGCUGCCGCGAUUGGAAAGCACAUGCGUGGCAAGGACAAGAUCAGUGCCGAAGAUCUGUACAAGUAUUUGCGCUUCGAGACGGUGCACAUGCACAAUGGUGGGAACGACGCGGUCUGGGAAUUGCGAGCGUACCUUGCUGAACUUACGCUGACAGAUCCGCAGACUCACAAGACGCGCAUCCCCGACGAGGCAUCGACGCUGAACAAGGACGGCGUCGUCGUCAAAGAGGAACCUACCUACAUUGCCGCUCCGGAGGUGAUUGUCGAUGGAGAGGUAUGGGAGUUGUAA
This is a messenger RNA of Cladophialophora yegresii CBS 114405, 864 nucleotides long. RefSeq lists its product as uncharacterized. Bases 1 to 864 code for a protein of 287 amino acids. Lineage: Eukaryota; Fungi; Ascomycota; Eurotiomycetes; Chaetothyriales; Herpotrichiellaceae. Gene Ontology annotation, cellular component: nucleus. The transcript has a single exon. The record is from RefSeq and is a predicted model, not a curated record.